AGAGAGAGUCUGCGUGUAGCUAAAAGAGGGACGAACGAAGCAGAGCCGUUAUCUAUCCAGAGACGCACCAGAAAAUCAAUCUUCUCUCAAUCUCUCAAAUCAUCACAUCCAUCGCUUUCUCUCCAUUUCCAUCUGCAAUCUUCGAGAUAUUUUGCGUUUUGAUUUCGUUUUCUCUUCCACCCUUUUUCCAAUCCGACUCCCUUAGGGUUUUUUUCAAGAACUUUCAACCAUGGUGUACGAUUCGAUUGCUAACGCUUCGAUCCCCACUGCUGCAUCAAACUCCAAGGAUUUUGGAAAGAAAAAGAGGGUGAACAGGACUGCUAAAUUGAAGCAGAGCAAGCUUGACGUUCGUCGGGAACAGUGGCUUUCUCAAGUUAAGAACAGGGGAUUCAAAGAAGAAACAAAAGCUACUCGUGUUACAAAAAUGCCUGCUCCGGAGACACAUGCAACAACAGAGACACAUGCAGCAACAGAGAGAGAGCAUCCGAUCGUGAAAUUGGAAAUCAGUGUUGGUGGGGAAGAGAACGAGAGUUUGAUGAAUAAUUACAGUGAUUCCGAAUCUCCCUCCAACAGUCCUACCAGUCAUACAAGUAGCGUCUCCGAAAGCAACAUAUCCGUUACUAACUUCACCGGUAGUAGCAGCAGAAGCAGCUGCGGAAGUAGCAGUAGCAGCGGCGAUUGUUGUUCAGGAAGCAUGACAGAUGAAGAAGAUGACGAGGAUGAUGGAUGCUUGGAUGAUUGGGAAGCUAUAGCCGAUGCUCUUGCAGCAGCCGAUGACAUUCAGAAGUCACCUGUCGAUGAACAUCCUCUCACCCCACCUGAGCCAGAGCAACCUGUGUUGACUCCGGCAGGUAGUACCAAUUUCCGGGCAUGGAGACCCGACGAUGUUUCCCGCCCUCAGAGUCUCCCAAAUCUAGUAAAACAAAAUAGUUUCCCGAUGAAAUCAGGGAGUAGUGCAUUUCCUUCUUCUUGUCCUAUAUGUUGUGAAGAUCUGGACAUGACAGAUUCAAGUUUUCUUCCAUGUCCAUGUGGUUAUCGACUCUGUCUUUUCUGCCAUAAAAGAAUCCUUGAAGAUAAUGGGCGUUGUCCAGGGUGCCGGAAGCAGUAUGAGAGCCAUGGAAAUGCAGCUUCUUCAAAGUUUGGUCUCUUUGGUUGUUUGGUUUGGUUGGGUACACUUUUAGACACCGGCAGUAGUGCUAGGUUUGUCAAUAUAGACAGUAUAUGUAUAGAGGAUCACAGCCAUGUGAAGAAAGUUGACUGGUUCCACCUGCAAUACGUUAGGUAUUAUCCCCGGGCUCCAGGAUUUAUGAUUCUCGAUUUCCUUUUGUUUUUGGAUGUGUUGUGA
Messenger RNA from Lactuca virosa, 1345 nucleotides. Lineage: Eukaryota; Viridiplantae; Streptophyta; Magnoliopsida; Asterales; Asteraceae. The record is from the annotation of a GenBank genome assembly.